UGGAAUGAAGAGAUAUUGGGUAGCUCAGGGGCUAAAUAGCACGGUAAAAAAGAUAGAUACUGUCCGGCGACUACAUGUAUCCAGGACUGAUUUGUCUCGCGACUGUGUCAACCCUUUUCCCACCAUCCAUCUUUCUCGCGAUCAAUCCACAUUCGCAGAACCGCAAACUAGACUUCAUCUGUGGAAGUUUGGGAAGGACACACAUCAUAAAAGUACGAUUGACCACAUAGUUUGAUUGUGAUACAAUAGAACAUCGUCAUGUCGUCUAAAAAGGAAAACGGAAGCAAUGGCAGCAAGCGAAAGUUGGUGGAGCUGGACGAGGAAACCUUGAACUCGGGCGCAGAAGGGUUCACUGCCUCCCAGGUAUUUGUCAAGAAUCCUGCCUGUGUCGCCUACACCUACGAUGACUUGAUCAUGAUGCCUGGACAUAUUCAUUUCGGUGUGGGGGAUGUCGACAUUUCUUCCAAUUUCACCAGGAACAUUCGCUUGAACGCACCUUUCGUCUCAUCUCCCAUGGACACUGUCACAGAACAUCAAAUGGCCAUCACCAUGGCACUGCAGGGUGGAAUUGGAAUCAUCCAUUCCAACCUAUCCAUCGAAGAGCAAGCCGCUGAAGUCAGAAUCGUCAAGAAAUUCAAAAACGGUUUCAUUCUCGAUCCCGUAUGCUUGGGCCCUGAAAGUACUGCGGCGGAUGUUCUUAAAAUUAAAAGACAAAAGGGAUUCUCAUCCUUUCCCAUAACCGACAAUGGAAAAAUUGGUGGCAGACUCAUGGGUAUCAUUUCAAAUCGAGAUACUGCUUUCAUCGAAGAUCGAAAGGCCAAAGUCAAAGAGUUCAUGACACCACGCGAAAAACUUGUCGUGGCCAAGGAUGGAGUCAGUCUUCAGGAAGCUAACGAAAUACUCAAGACAAGCAAGAAGGGAAAACUACCCGUUGUCAACGAAAAUGAUGAAAUCGUGGCUUUAAUCGCAAGGACAGAUCUACAAAAGAACAGGGACAAUCCCCUCGCUUCCAAAGACAAAGUCAACAAACAGCUUCUCGUGGGGGCGGCUAUUGGAACCAGACCCACCGAUCGUGAUCGAGCUGCUGCUCUCGUAGAAGCAGGGGUUAACGUCAUUAUCAUUGACUCUUCCCAGGGAGACUCAGUCUACCAGAUUGAAAUGGUCCAGUAUCUCAAGGAAAAGUACCCAGAUGUAGACAUUAUCGCUGGAAACGUUGUCACACCCUCGCAAGCCAAUCGUUUGAUCCAAGCUGGUGCCGACGGUCUUCGAGUUGGGAUGGGGAUUGGAUCCAUCUGUACAACCCAGGAAGUCUGUGCUGUUGGACGUGCACAGGCAAGUGCGGUCUAUCACGUGGCCAAGUUUGCCAAGAAAUUCGGAGUGCCAAUCAUUGCGGAUGGUGGUGUCAAGUCGACUGGACAUAUCACCAAAGCGCUUUGCCUCGGAGCUGGAUCUGUCAUGAUGGGAAGCAUGGUGGCGGGCACUGAUGAAUCUCCCGGUGAGUACUUCUAUCAAGAUGGAGUUCGACUCAAGCGAUACCGGGGCAUGGGUAGCGUCGAGGCAAUGGAUGCUGGAGGCGAUAAACGAUACGUUUGGGACGACAUGACAACCAAAGUCAAAGUUGCUCAAGGUGUCAGUGGAGCCGUGCAGGACAAGGGAACUUUGCGUCGCUACAUCCCCUACUUGAUGCAGGGCGUCGGUCAUGGACUUCAGGAUGCCGGAAUCAAGAGCGUCGCAGAAGCUCACGAAAAAUUGUAUUCGGACAAGUUGCGCUUUGAGAUUCGCUCGCCAGCAGCUCAGAAGGAAGGUAGCGUGCAUGGUCUUCACAGCUACCAGAAGCGUUUGUACUAGCUAGCUACCGUAGGCAGCUAUCAGAAAACUCUCUUGUCUGCACAAGGCGCCCAAGGAUCCAGAAAGUUCCAAGAAGUUGUUUGCGGAAGCGCAGUAUCAUGAUAAGUUUUAGAAUGCAUAGAUCUAGUUGGCUUUGGUGUUUGCGCUUCGACAAUAAAUUAAUUUCUUCUUGGCUGACUGGCUAGACUAUCCGGAUACGAUUGAUACUGACUAGAGCUCAACCAAGGUUAUUUACUAGUAAUUGCUGA
Messenger RNA from Seminavis robusta, 2096 nucleotides. The record is from the annotation of a GenBank genome assembly. Lineage: Eukaryota; Bacillariophyta; Bacillariophyceae; Naviculales; Naviculaceae.